AUGAGCGAUCGCCCGGCGGCCAGGGGCAGGGAGGGACGGCGCUACGCCUGCCUCAGCCUCUGUGAGAGCUACCGUGGGCGGGCGCUGGAGGCUCCGCGGCCCGCAGCCGCCCCCCGCCAUGGGCUGCAGAGCCUGGGCAAAGUGGCCGUGCGGCGCAUGCCCCCCCCCGCGCACCUGCCCAGCCUGAAGGCCGAGAACCGCGGCAACGACCCCAACGUCGCCCUCGUACCCCGCGACGGCUCGGGAUGGGCCAGCAGGCAGGAGCCCCCCGAGUCCCGCAGACCCCCCCCGCCCCCCCCCGCCGGGGCAAAGUCGUGGGCGCAGGCCAGUGGUUCCCACGCCGAUGGCGCACGGGGCCCGAUCCUGCCGGCGCGCUUCUCGCGGGAGGAGUUUCCCAGCCUGCCGGCGGCCGGCGAGGCGGAGAGGGGCGGCCGCGAGCGGGACGGUGCCGACGCGUCGUCUGGGCCCGCACCGAGCCCCCGCCCCCACGGUGGGGGCUGGCGGGAUGGGCGUGCAGCGGAGGAGUCGCCGCCCGAGCCGGGGGGGCCGCAGCCUGCCGGGCCCCCCCCAUUCCCCCCGUACCGCGGGAUGGUGCCGCCCUUCAUGUACCCGCCGUAUCUGCCGUUCCCCCCAUACCCUCAGGGCUCGCACCGCGGCCCCGACCCCCAGAGGCUGCCGCGGCCCCGUGGGCCUCAGCCCCCCAUGCGUGGGGCCGCCCCCCCCGCGCGCCCCCCGGUCCUGAAACAGGACGAGCUGCGCGAGUUCGAUGAGCUCGACCAGGAGAACGACGAGGGAUGGGCUGGGGCGCAGGAGGAGGUCGAUUACACCGAGAAACUCAAGUUCAGUGACGAAGAGGAUGGAAGGGACGAAGAGGAGGAGGAGGAGGGAGGAGGGCAGGAGAAGCCGCCGUCGCCCCCCCCGGAGGCCCCCCCGCCCCCCAAGGAGGAGACUCCGCCCCCCAAGUCCUGCCCCACAGAGGGGUCUAAGGAGCCGCCGUCGCCCCCCCCGGGCCCCCAACCGCGGCCACCGCCCCCCCCGCCACCCCCCAACCGCGGCAGCUGGGCCCAACCCAAUGACCUCCCGGACGAGGACGAGGCGUGGCGGGCGCGCCGGCGGCAGUCGUGCUCGGCGCUGUCGGCGGCCGUGGCACGGGCACGGCGUCGCCGCGAGGCCGAGGAGCGCCGCAUGCAGGAGCAGCGCCGCGCCGCCUGCGCCGAGAAGCUCAAGCGUCUGGACGAACGCUGUGGGGCCCGGAGCGCCCCCCCCGCGCCCCCCGAACCCCCCCCGGCCCCACCGCGCCCCGAGGGGGACGUCCCCACCACCCCCAGCCCCACCGCGGAGCCGCCGCCAGCCCCCCCCGAGGCACCUCCGACCACCCCCGAGGAGCCGCCGCCCCCUCCCGCCCCCCCGGCCCCCCCCAAAGUGGAGCCCAAGGGGGAGGGGGGGGUGCCCCCAGCCCGGCCCCCCCCGGCCCAGCCCCCCCCGUACCCCAAGUACCAGAAGUCGCUGCCCCCCCGGUUCCAGCGCCAGCAGCAGGAGCAGCUCCUGAAGCAGCAGCAGCAGCAAUGGCAGCAGUUGGGGCCCCCCCCCCGCGCCCCCCCAGAACCCCCCCAGCCUGGCGGCUCUGGGUCCGGGGGGGCCGCCCCCUCCGCCGCCGCCCCCCCCCCGCGGCUGGGCCCCCCCCCAAGGGGUUGUUUGGGGCGCUGGGGCGGGCCCCCCCCCCUGCCCCAGAUGGGCUUCGACCCCCGCUGGAUGCUGAUCCCCCCCUACCUCGACCCCCGCGUUCUGCCCCCCCGCGGGCACCUCGACUUCUACCCCCCCGGCGUGCACCCCUCUGGGCUGCUGCGGGAGCGCUCGGACAGUGGAGGUUCCUCCUCGGAGCCGUUCGAGCGCCCCCCCCCGCUGCUGCGGGACCGCGGGACCCCCCCAGGGGGGGGGGAGCGACCCCCCCAAACUGCCCUGGGCGGGGGGCAGCGACGCCACCUUCGCCCCCCCCGAACCCCGGGGGCUGCCGGCCCCCCCGCGGCCCCCCCCGGGCGACGACGACAAAGGGCUCAGGAGCGAGACCCCCCCCGUUCGCCUGCGGGACGCGCCGCCGCCCCCCCCCUUCGCCGCGGCCUUCCCCCCCCCCUUCGCCGAGAACGUCGGGGGGACUGCCCCCCCCACCCCCCCUCCAGCGCUUCCCGCCUCCUCCCAGCGAGGAGCCCCCCCAAUCCCGCCCCCCUUGGCCCCCCCACCCCGACCCCCUCUCCCCCGGCCGCUGCGCCCCCCCCCGAGCCGCCCCCUCCCGCCAGCAGCCCUCCCCUCAAGAAGGUGGCGCUCCCCCCUCCAGAGCCCCCCCAGCCCCCCAAGGAGGGGGGGGCGCCCUUGGUGGGGGGAUCGGCAGUGGGGGGGCCCCCGAAGGAGGACCCGGGGGGGUCCGGCUCGCGGCGCCCCCCCCGCUCCGACUCCCACAAACCCCGCGGGGGGGGUGCCCGCACGGAGACCCGCUGGGGCCCCCGCCCCCCCCGCCGCGGCCCCCCGCACGGCGAGGACCCCCGCCCCGAAAAGCCCCCCCCGCGCCGCGCCGGCCCCAUCAAGAAACCGCCGCCCCCCAAAGAAGAACCCGGAGGGGGGAGUGCGCCCCCGGAGGAGACCCCCCCUGCCCCCAGGGACCCCCCCAAACCCCCCAAGGCCCCGAAGCCGUCCCCGCACGGCGCCGCCCCCCCCCUCCAAGGACGCGGGGGGGGGCUCCCCCACCCGCCGCCGCCGCGACCCCCCCCCCGGGGUUCCGGGGGGGCUACCGGGGUCGGGGGGGUCGCGGGAGGAGCCGCGAGUUCCGCAGUUUUCGGGGUGGUGCGGGGGGGGGGCGGCCACCACCCGGACCCCUUUUAUGCGGGGGGGGGUAACAAGCCGCCCCCCGCCCCGUCCUCGUCCAAGCCGUGCCCCCCCGCCGCCUUCGGGGGGGGCAGCGAGACGCGCAGCGAAGGCUCCGAGUACGAGGAGGUGCCCCCCCCGCGGCGGCGGCAGCGCGGCUCCGAGACGGGCUCCGAGACCCUCGACAGCGACCGCGACACCCCCCGGGGGGGCCCCCCAACCGCCGCCGCCGCCCCCCCACCGCCGCCGCCGGGGCUGCCCCCACCCGCCUCCCCGGCCCCCCGUUACCCGUCCCCGGGGGGGGGCGUUUCGGCGCGGGGGGGGCGCGUUUUCACCCCUCGGGGGGUCCCCUCGAGGCGCGGCCGCGGAGGAGGGGGCGCUCCUUCUUGGCCCCCCCCGUCCAAGAAAACGGAAGUGGGCGACAAGCCCAGAGCGGGGGGCCAAGAAGACAAAGACCCCCCCAAAUCGCUGGGGGGGGGCGGUUCGGAGCGACCCCCCCGGCGGCGCCGCCACGGCCGAGCGCAGCAGCAGGACAAACCGCCGCGGUUCCGGCGCCUCAAGCAAGAGCAAGCGGCUAAAGCCGGGGGGGGGCGGCCUCCGCUCGGGGCCCCCCCAGGCGGGGAGGACGCCGCGGGGCCCCCCCUCGCCGCGGGGCAGCUCCCCCCCCGGGGGCGCCCCCCCCCGCGCUCCCCCGACCUCUCCAACCACAACUCGGACCAAGCGAACGAGGAGUGGGAGACGGCGUCGGAGAGCAGCGACGUGGCCGAGCGCCGCGGGGGGGGCCCCGACAGAGAAGGGGCUCCUGGGGGCCCCCCCGCGCAGAGCUCCCCCCCGCCGGACCCCCCUCAACCCCGCGGGGGGGCCCCCCCCGGCGCCGCCGACCCGGCGAUCUCCAAGCGCAGCUUUUCCAGCCAGAGGCCGGGGGGGUCCGGGAGGAGGAACGGGGCGGGGGGCCCCCCCCCCCAGCAGAACGGGGGCGGCGGGGGACCCCCCAGUGCCCCCCCCCACGAAAGAGGAGGCGGCGGGGGGGGCAGUCGGAGCGGAGCCGGGAGAGGAGGAGCCAGGGGAGAGAAAAGGGGGUGGCCCCCCCCCAAAACGCGCAGCCGCCCCCCCGAGGAGGCGCGGGCGCUGCCCCCCCCCACAGCGCUGUUCCGCUUGGACCGCGUGGAGCCCAGCGACCCCGGCGGCAUCCGGCGAGCGCUCGCGGCGCUGGGAGCGCGCGGCAAGGGGGGGCCGCGACCCAUAGCGGGACCCACAGCGCGACCCACAGCACCGGGAAUGCUCCCCCGGCCCAGCGGACCCCCCACCGCAGCACCCCCUGCCUGCCCCACGGCGCUGCGUGAGGCCCCGAUGGUCGGGGGGUUUCUGGCCAAACGCCGUGAGCGGCUCCGCGACCCCCAGGACCCCCUGGGCUUCGGGGACCCCAAAGAGGAGGGGCCGGGGGGGGGGGGCCGGGCCCGGCUGAGGGUCUGCCCCCCCACAUCUGGAACCAUCUGCAGACCAGUGCCCCCCCGAAGCCGCUGCCCCCCCCGCAGCCCUGGCUCGAUGCCUUUGAGGCCGUGCCCAGCACUGAGAUGAGCCCCCCCGACAGUGGCGUGGACUCGGGGGGCUCAUCGGGCGCCUGCAGCCAACGCAGCUCCCCCGACGGGGGCCUGGCUGAGCCCCCCAAAACCCAGGGGGGGGCACAGCCCGCCCCCCCCCACCCCGAGG
This is a messenger RNA of Cuculus canorus (common cuckoo), 4566 nucleotides long. It is a transcript of the gene PRRC2A, whose product is annotated as proline rich coiled-coil 2A. Gene Ontology annotation, biological process: cell differentiation. The record is from RefSeq and is a predicted model, not a curated record. Lineage: Eukaryota; Metazoa; Chordata; Aves; Cuculiformes; Cuculidae.